Molecule: messenger RNA, 519 nt
Organism: Closterium sp. NIES-65
Lineage: Eukaryota; Viridiplantae; Streptophyta; Zygnematophyceae; Desmidiales; Closteriaceae
Source: the annotation of a GenBank genome assembly
AUGCACUCCUCUACAUUUCUACCCCUAGCAUUUGUCUCACUUCUCUUUGUGUCUCUCCUUGCUGGUGGAGGGGAGGGGCAUGCGGGUCUACACCGUCACUCCCCCACUCCCCUCCCCUUGUGGCCGUGCAGGUGCCUGUGGGGAUGCGAGCAGGAGGCAGCGCAGCAGCACACUGGAAUUGGCGUGACCAGGGAGAGUAUGGGGUGGGCUGGCCUCUCAAGCUCCCCUCCGUUCUCUCAUUCCCAUUUCUGUCUGCUUGAGUGUCUUGCUGUUUACAAGCCCGCUUCUCUUUACGCCAGCUCACCAGUUCCUCCUGCUGCUCUUCUCCUGUCCCUCCCCCCCUUCUCUGCCCUCUACCAGGCAAGGCAAGACAGCAACACAACGACAGCCGAGCAGCAGAGUGGGAAGGCUGGGAUGAGGGCUGCCGUGGAGGGUAGUCACCCAGUGGUGCUUCAGCUGCCUUGUGCUCGCCCUCACACCAUCCGCUCUCACGCCUUCACCUCUCACGCCACAAGCUAA